AUGGAAUUAGCGGCUAACCGUGAAUGGUGCGGGCAUCCAUUUUCUAUUCAUUCACAAUCUUUAUUAACUGCAACAUGUAAUGCAAUACUAGAGGUAUUUAUCGUUUCAGUUGCUGUCGACCCUAUUGUUUUCUAUUCGACCACUCUGAAGAGUCAAGGUUUAGGGCAGUAUACCGGUAGUACUCAAGGUGGAACUUUGCUCUGGAUAUUUGGUACUGGUUUUGCCCGAAAUGGCUUCAGUGUUCUACCAUCUAUAGUAACUACGAAUAUAGUACAGCUAGUUAAUAAUUAUACUGUCUACGAUUGUGUCCUACAAACUGAAAAAUGCACUGAUACUCAAUUGGCAUGCUAUACCGUAGCGAUGCCUGCAGGAUCAUAUAUCGUUCAGAUAUAUGUUAAUGGGAUUUUAAUUCCGGCCUCUCAAUACAGAAAUCCGAGUUAUACAAUUUUUGUAUCGAGUGUGCGGAAUACACCAAUCAUUAGAGGCAUUUCGCCGGCAUCCGGUCUACCGCAACGAUUGGUUACAGUAUCGGGUGACUUCAAAUCAUCAUGUUAUUCACGCGAUGUUAAUGGCUGCUCGCGGGAUAGUGAUACACUUAUUGUUCGUAUCUACAUUGGCGGUCAACUUUGUAAUUUGAUUAACUCUAUCGAUGAUAAUCCCUACUCAAGGGUGAACAAUACACAACUUCAAUGCCGUUUUGAGAGCAAUGAAGUUGGAAUAUUUAACGUCACAAUGAUUGUUAAUAAUCAAUACGGUCGUUCUUCAACUGCUGUCAAUCUAUAUCAAAUGUCUGCCACUGGUCAGCUGUAUAAUUUUCGAAGUCAUGCACUCAUUUCAAAUGUAUCACCGGACAGUGGAAGCACACAAGGUGGUACCAUUUUGACUAUUAGUGGUCAAUAUUUUAGUAAUAGUAGUCGAUAUCCGGUGGAUGUUAAUGUGGGUGGCGAACCUUGUACUAUUUUGAGUUCAAAUCUGACUACUAUUCGUUGUCAAAUAUCUAUGGAACCUAUGGACAAUCGAACAUACUAUCACGGUGGUCGUGGUCUGCAUAUAUACAAUGAGAAUCGUUUCAUUGACCUGAGCACUCUAGGCAACGCGACACCUCCCAUGCCAAGUGUCAAUGCUACUAAGACAUGGACAGAAGAAGCUUCCAUUGCUAAUCAAUUUUCGUCGACAAGUACAGUAUGGCUUAUCGGACUUCUACGUCCACCAAUAACAGCUACAUUCACUUUCCGAUUGCAAACAUAUUCUAAUGCUAUUCUAUAUUUAAGCGCGGAUGAAAAUCUAGACAAUGCUAUCCAAAUUGCGAAUUCUAUUAGUUCAAACUUAGAGUCAGUUCCACAAAUACUUUAUAAUAAUACAAACUAUUUCAUGUUGUGCAUAAGCUCGACAUAUAGAAACUAUGUCCAAUUGUCAAUUAGUGCAAGUAUGCUGGAAGUAGCAUCCACCGCAGGAGAUACUGUUUCGAGUUCCAACACCAUUCAACAAAUUCAAAUUGGCAAUUCUACAGUUUCGGAGCAUCAGCAAAUUGUCUACACAACUAAUUCGAUAAACAGUGGAAUAUCUGAAGUUCAAACAAUUCCUGUUAUUACUCAAUCAUUUCAAAUAGGCUUCGAAGGUGUAUAUACAGCGAUGAUUGAAGGAGCAUCAUAUGCCAGCACUGUUGAAGAUGCUUUAAAUGACUUACCAAACAUUUAUCCUUUAGCAGUCUCAGUUCAACUUGUGCAUAUCACAUAUGAAGUGACUUUUCCGAUUGAAAUGGGUGAUGUUUCACUAUUAACCAUUAUAUCAACCGCAUUCAACAGUCCACAAAAUGCAACAGAAACAGUGCAAGGCCUUGCAUCAAAUACAAAACUGGCAUUUCGAUUAGAUGGAGCCACAACUAAAUACUUUGAUUUUUCAAACGAUGUUAUAACAAACACAAUGCUUACAAAUGCAUUUGAUCAAUUAUUUACCAUUCGAUGUCCACCAUCACUCAACAAUCGUCAAGCCAUAUCAUCCAUAGUCUAUGUCAAUGAAUUUGAAACCGGAACUGUGUAUAAUGAUUCAAAUAGCAUCACAGAUAUGGCAUUCUGUGGCCGAAAUGCACUCACGGCUGGCUAUCUGGUUAUACGGAAUGGGCAAUAUGCUGACUAUAUGUGUUUUGCAUACAAGGUUCCACCAAAUAGCGGUGGUUUUAGUAUGAUUUUCUAUGUUCAAAGUGACGGAGAUUCAUCGACCAAUACAUACGAGUAUAUAAGGAUACAGUUCAUUCAAGACGGGUAUUGGCAUUAUACAUGUAUCAAUAUACUCGAUACAUUCCAACAACAUUCGCCUACGUACUUGAGCGUAUCUAUGAUUCUUAUUAUGAGUGUGUAUGUAGAUACAUCAAUAUCACCUGGCAGGAUGUUUGAUACAGUUACUUUACGUAAUUCGAUGCCUAAUGGUUAUGAGGAUGAAACUGUUGCCAAUACGACUGAUCAAUCAUCAACAAAUCAAUGCACCUUUCCCUUUGUUUAUAACAAUCGAGCAUACACCCGAUGUACGAUUGAUGAAAGCAACAUGCCUAUCUGUGGUUUGACUUCAAAUACAACAUCCUAUUGUCAGAAUUCAUCUAUUGGAGGUGUCCGACGACUCUAUCCAAAAUAUCAACUAAUUUACAAUUCACUUAGUGUGACACAUUCAAGCCCAAGUCACACGAUUGACAUAUUAUUUCGUUACACGGCAUGUGCAUCCCCAACAUUGAUCGAACCAUUACCUUCCACAAUUGCUAACGUGACUUCGAUCACUAAUGCAUCGAAAGCCAUCGGUGGAGUUUAUGAUAUUAUGUUCAAUCAACGUAUAUACAAAUCGAUUCCAGCGAAAAUAACUGGAGCCGAUUUGACCAAUCUUCUUCAAUCUUUGCCUGGUUUCGGUUAUGUUGUUGUUGUUGCCGUAGGGGAAUGUGCAGCAUAUUCAUACAACAUUCGAUGGUUAGUAAAUGCCAAACAGCCACCAAUAACGAUUGUCAAUGCAAGUGAAGUGACACCAGUUGGAACACCACUAACAGUUUCAACAGUACAAAAUGGUAGUAGUAUAUUUUACAAGCUUCCCGUUGAUAUGUUACGAACAUGGCAUACAAUUCCUCAGGUUGAAGUUGUCGUUGGUGGUUAUUCAUCCUACUGUUCAAAACCAAACAAUGAUUGUCCAUUUCAAUGGUCAAUUCAGCAAACACCGAUUAUAUAUGCAGUAGAACAGAAUGAAACCACUAUUAUGAUUGAUGGCAUUGAAUUUGGUUCAACAGUUGAAUCGAAUUUAGUUUCAAUUGGUGAUAGUGGUUCAUGUAAUGUUACAGAAGUCAAUGAGACAUCAAUCAUUUGUACAAUUAUUAAUGCACCAUCUGGCUCACAGAUUGUACAAGUUUAUGUUAUUAAUAAAGGCUUUGCAUCGACUAACGAAACUUUCACAGUUGUCGUUCCUUUAACGAUAAUUUCAUUUCAUCCGGUUCGUGGAGCAGCUGGUGGAGGCUAUCCAUUAACUAUUAUAGGAAGUGGUUUUUCAUCAACUGCUUCAGUCACUAUCGAUGGAGGCCCAUGUAAGAAUUCUGUUAUAGUUAAUUUUUCAUCGAUAACAUGCAUCGUGCCACCUAUUACGAACGUUAAUAAUGGUCAGGCAGUUGUAACUGUCAUUGAUGGAAUGUAUGCUGCUAAUGCAUCGGCAUAUUUUGUUUACAAUAUAUUCAUGACACCAACCAUCUUGUCAAUAAGUCCAGCUUUUGUAAAUAUGAAUGGCGGACUAUUAAACAUCACAGGUGUGGGCUUCGGCAAUAGCUCAGUUUCAGUGUAUGUCGGCUCAAGAAUUGUUUCUGUUUUGUCAUCAUCUUCCAAUCAAAUUCUAGUCAACCUAAAUUCUUUAUCACCUGGACUCUAUCCUGUUACUGUCAAUACACCGACGGGUUUUGCUCGGCCUCUUGUCUAUAUAGAAUAUCGGUUUCAUGUGCAAAAUAUUUCCCCCCAAGUUGGUUCUUUGUAUGGUGGCACUGAUAUCUCUGUUGAAGGCGAAGGAUUCGACAAUUCCACAGUUGUCCGAUUUCGUGAUCAAGAUAAUCGUAUCUUACCAUGCAGUAUUGUUUCAAUGCAAUCGACUUAUAUUAAUUGUCAAACAACAUCUCUUGUAUCUCAAGUAACAAUUACAGCAAACGGUGUUGAUUUUGUUUGGUCACCUAGCCGUCAAACAGUGCAACAAGGUACUAUGGUCACUUGGCAAUGGAACUCUUCAACACGUCCGUCACGUCUUACAUACAAAGUCUUACAAGUAGAAAAUGUAUACAGUAGCCAACCAGUAGCUGACGGAUUCGAUUCCGGUUCAGCCACAGCAUCUGGUUCAUUUUCAUACCAAUUUCAUACAAUAGGCACCUAUUAUUACUUGUCUCCAGACGUCGAUUAUAGAGGAGGAACUUCCAUAAGAGGUAUCAUUGAUGUAGUUUCAUACACAAACAAACUGCUAACGGUAGAAGUGAUGUGGAAAAACUUCACUGCUCAAAUAUGUGUCUUCCCAUUCACGUUUCAUUCGGUCAGCUACAAUGUGUGCACAUCGGUGAAUGACACUCGACCCUGGUGUUCUCCAACAUCAGAAUAUAUGGGCCAACGACUCUAUUGUACAUCAGCGUCUAACACAUCAUGUUCGUCGUACAUUCUUAAUACAACUUCAUGUGGCCAAAGUACAGCUGAUGUAAGACAUCCAACGAGUUUCAUUGCCAGACUUUGUACAGUUGAAUCGAUCGUUUCCCUGUCACCCGUUGAAGGAGCUGCCGGGACAUUUUUAACAAUCAAAGGCCUAAACUUCAGUGGACAAAUGAAUGAAUAUGACAUUCAAAUUGGACCCUCAUACCAUUGUCCAAUAAUAAAUAUUUCAUCGACUACACUCCUAUGUCAAAUAACAGUAAACUCAACACUCAAUGCUGCAAUCAAUCAAAGUGUUCGCGUCGCUCGUGCUUGCCAAGGCUAUCUCGGAAGUAAUGGUUUGUUGCAAUUUAAUUUUAAAGCAUCGAUCUCAAGUAUUUCUCCGUCAAUGGGUUCAAUCUAUGGUGGUACUCAAGUAACAAUUAAUGGUGAUGGGUUCAAUCCAAAAUAUACACGUAUGUUCAUUGCAAAUGUCGACUACACGAACAUGACAACUGUAUCAUAUUCUCAAAUUAUCUUUAUCACUCCAUCGCAAUCAACAUAUCAAAAUUACAAUCUGACUGUGUUUGUUCUAGUUGGCAUAAAUGAAGCCACAUGCUUGACGCCACCAUGCCAAUAUUCUUGGGCAACAAGUGUAACACCGUAUUUAAAUUCAGUAAUUCCGUCAGUUACUCAAAAUUUGACUACAUUUACACUGAGUGGUGGAAAUUUCUUCGGUGGUACAGGAACAAUUCUUGGUACACGAGUGAAUAUUGACAACAUUGCUUGUAAUAUCACUGCAAUGACAAACGAAUCAAUCACAUGUUUUAGGACGGAUGUUGAAGUCGGUCGACACAAUUUUGUUGUAUCAAUCGAAGGCGUUGGAAAUACUAACACAUAUACAAGUGUCAUAUCACAACUGUAUAUAUCCAGUAUAUCACCAACAACAAGUGGUGUCUAUGGUGGCAUUAUAUUGAAUAUAGCUGGAUACGGUUUUUCAAGUGAUAUAGAACGAAUUCAAGUAACAAUUGGCUCAAAUUUAUGUCCUGUGAUACAGACCGCAAAUACUGAAAUUCAGUGCAUCAUCCCCGCUCAGCGCACAAGUACAAACCCGGCAGGUGUUUAUGUCGUUUCGAAUGGAAUCAGUGCUGCCGCACCAUCGUUAAUUAGCUAUAAUGACACAACUACACCGCAUGUGACCUCUGUUGAUCCUACAUCAGGCAGUACCUCACAAGUAUUGAAUAUUACAGGUGAAAAUUUCAUUAAUGGACAAACAACUGUUCGAGUUGGAAAUAGUCCAUGUAUUAUUUCAAAUCUAUCGGUAACACUAAUUACAUGUACUCGUGCUGUAGGCACAGCAACAGGCUAUUAUCCUGUCAUUGUAAAUGUUAAUACAAUCGGCGAUUCAAACGCUGAUGUAUUAUUUUUUAGUGAAAUUUCAAUUACUAAUGCAACACCGACGGAAUCUAGCUAUGGUGGUGGCCUUCUAGUCACAGUAUUCGGCGAUGGAUUCAAUGACACCAAUGUGAAUAUUAGUAUAUGCAAUCAGAUUUGUACAUCAUUAGUUAUUCUUUCUAAUAACGAACUCACUUGUAUUACACCGUCGAUUACACCUGUUGUAACAAAUACUUCAUGUAAUUUAACAGUUACCAUCCAUAAUGUAAGUAGCAGCAUACCAUUUGUCUAUAGUUCUGAUUUGACUGCAACAUUGAUAUCUGUGAGCCCGACAAGAGCUGGAACAGGAGGUGGAACAAUACUCACAAUCAAUGGCAACAAUUUUCCAAACUCCACAGAUGCAUUGCUAGUGACGAUUGCAGGCGUCAUAUGUUCAGUACAAACAAGUAAUAGCACCUGUAUAACAUGCCAGACAGGCAGUUAUGCACAAUCGAGCAUCAUAGCUCCAGUAAUGGUAUUUAUUAAUGAUAGUGGCUAUGGAAUUGGCCUAGUAAGCUUUCAAUAUAUUGAUCUUUGGUCGAGUCCGUGGACAUGGGGUGGAAAUGACCCACCCGAUACCGGUAGUCUUGCCUCGAUUGACAGUGGAGUAACAAUCUAUUUUGAUACAAUAACACCCACUUUGAAAGUCCUCCUCAUCGACAAUGCAACGCUAAUCUUUGACGAUGCACAAGAUGUGGCUCUAAAUACUGAAUAUAUUGUGAUUGUCAACGGUGGUUGUCUUCAAAUCGGUACUGAACAAAAUCCAUUUGAACAUCAAGCAGUCAUUACUAUGUAUGGACAGCUGCGAUCAAUCGAAUUACCUAUCUUUGGAGCCAAAGUAUUAGCAUUGCGUGGAGGUACAGUUGAUAUGCAUGGGAAAACAUCUGUUCGAACGUGGACAAAACUUAGAGCCACAGCCAAUAAUGGCUCAGUGACAAUUACUCUUUUAGAACAAGUCGAUUGGCCGAUUGGUAGUCAGAUUAUCAUUGCCACUACGGGUGAUUCUUUCAGUCAACAAGAGAGCGAAGUUCGUCAAAUAACAAAUAUAUCAUAUGAUGGAUUGACAUUAACCCUAAAUGAACCAUUGGCAUACACUCAUUUAGGUAUUUCAUUAGAUUUAAAUUCGACAUUACUUGAUAUUCGUGGCGAAGUUGGCUUGCUAUCACACAAUAUCAUUUUUCAAGGCUCCACAAGCAGUACAUGGACUGAAACAAUAUCGGCAUGCCCUGACGGGUUUAAUCCUGAUCCAUUUGCCGUACAAACAUGUUAUUUGGGUCGAUAUGGCGAAGAGAUUGGGUCUGAUCAGUUUGGCGCAACAAUAAUGGCUAGUCAAGACCUGUCCAUUUCUAAUGGCUCUCAACUAGUUAUUCUACGUUUAUCGAACGUUGAAAUUUUUAAUGUCGGUCAAGCUUUUCGUCUCAGCCGUUAUCCAAUUAAUUUUCACAUAAAUGGAAAUAUGAGUAUGUCUUAUAUUAAAUCAUCAUCAGUGUAUUUAUCAUUCAAUCGAGCAAUCAAUAUUGAGGCUAGCAAUUACAUCACCAUUGAAAGCAAUGUCCUCUACAAUAUUAUGGGUGAAGCCAUGUCACUUGAAGAUGGCGUUGAAAUUGGUAAUGUGUUCAGAAAUAACUUGGUUGUUUUUGUUCGAUCAAGUUCUAGUCUUUUGAAUGAAGAAAUGACGCCAGCUGCUUUCUGGUUGACUAAUCCCAAUAAUACUGUUGAAUAUAAUGCAGUAGCUGGUAGUACACACUAUGGAUAUUGGUACCGAUUGCUUAAUACAGCUGAUGGAGCGUCAUUAACGCAGUAUCCCAGUUAUGAGCCUUAUAAGCAACCAUUUGGCCACUUUUAUAAUAACAGUGUACACAGUUCGGGUCGAUUUGGUGUGUGGAUCUAUCCGCAGUACUCACCGAACAAUCCAGCCUUUUUUGAUGGAUUAAUCUCAUGGAAAAAUAACAAAGGCUUCGAAUGGGUCAUGUCAAGUAGGAUUCAAAUAAGAAAUGCACUGACCUUUGACAAUUUGGAUACGGGCAUAUCUUGCGUAACUGCUAUUAACUAUCAAGAAAUCAGCAUUCCUGGCUACAACAAUAGAAUAUCCUGUGGUGUGGAUUAUGACUCGUCUGUGACAAAUAGUGUUAUUAUUGGUGAUUCGGGUAUUUCAUUCAAUCCGAUCAUUCCAUCAACUGCUGGUCUAGUAGUAAUGUGGGAUCGUGGUCUUCAUGUUAACAACGUUGUCUUCAUAAACUUUCCAAGUAACCAAAUACCAGCUAUUUAUGGACCGACAAUCAUCGGUCAAUGUACUGAUCGAUGUGGAGGUUGGAUGACAGAAUUCUCAAACAUAUCGUUUAUUAACGUUACGCUUCGUGGCAAGUUUCGAUGGACAUAUGAUGGUAUAUAUCUCGAUGAUGAUGGAUCACUUGGCGGACAGCCUAAUUCAAUCAUUACGGCACCAGACAGCAUCAUGAAUAGCUCAUCAUCGUGUACACCGGUGCCAAACUUUGAAAAUGCUAUUCAAUGUUCGUCAUCAAUGGGUUCAUGGCUCCAAUUUUCAUUGACUACAAAUCCAUAUUCUUGGCAAUAUUCUAAUAACGGGCCAUUGAUCGUUUCUUCCGUUGAAACAAAUCUUUCCACCACUUUACCGUGGCUUGCACAACAACUCACACAUCCAAAGGGCUAUACAAUGACAUUACAGUCAAAUCAAACGUACUAUAUCAGUUUCAGUUCUCUCGCAUCGUGGAAUUCGAUAAUCUAUUGGGGCACUUUGUAUGAUGUUCCUCCAGGCGACUAUAUUAUCAUUCAACACAACGUCACAGGAAUACCAUCAGCUGCAGUAGGACAGCAAUCACUCGCACCACUCUCAGGAUCAAACAGUAGUAACGGUAAUUGGUACUAUGACAGUAACAAUACCAUGUUUUUCUAUAUUCUCAAAAACGUUGGAACAACACGAUGUGAUUUAGAUAUAUGGUUUCAGUUAUCGAUAUGUGCAUGUCCAAAUUGCAUUUGUCAGCCUGUUACAACCCCACCACAACCUGGUAACGAACCGAAUACGACUCAAACGAAUAAUGCAUUAUAA
Messenger RNA from Rotaria socialis, 9120 nucleotides. The record is from the annotation of a GenBank genome assembly. NCBI's taxonomy places the organism in Eukaryota, Metazoa, Rotifera, Eurotatoria, Philodinida, Philodinidae.